This is a messenger RNA of Candidula unifasciata, 1111 nucleotides long. The record is from the annotation of a GenBank genome assembly. NCBI's taxonomy places the organism in Eukaryota, Metazoa, Mollusca, Gastropoda, Stylommatophora, Geomitridae.
AAAAACCCGCUGCACUACGGCAUCUUUCAUGAUCAGCCUAGCCGUGGCCGAUCUGCUGUUUCUGCUCAUUUGUGUCCCUUACGAAACUGUCAAGAAUUUCAUUGGACACUGGGACACAGGGACAGCACUCUGCAAAGUUUCUGGGGCUGUUGAGAUGUUGUCUGCCCUGUCCUCUGUGCUUAACCUGAUGACCGUCAGCGUCGAAAGAUACAUGGUGAUUGUACACCCAAUGAAAGCCCGGUCGUGGUGUACUUUUGAGAACACCAAGAAAAUUGUGGCCUGUGUCUGGAUCGUUGCUAUAGCCUUGUCAUCUCCGACCUUGUACGUAUGGGCCACAGAACAGACAGUCUACUUCAACAACGUUACAAGAGUAACAGUUGUGCUGUGUGCUGACAUCGGCGUGGACAGCAACGACAGGCUGGUAUAUGCCACGUACCAGUUCCUCAUCAUGUUUCUCAUUCCUGUCAUCAUCAUCUUCGUGUGUUACAUCUUCGUCAUCCAUGCACUGUGGAUGUCGUCGAAACAGCUCAUAGAGAUGACGUCAUGUGACAGUGGCUAUCUGACGAUAUCCACACAAGACGAGUCGGCUCUCAGUUCUGCUCAGACUGAAAACUCAAGUCCUCAUGCUCCAUGCACGCAGCGCCACUCGCACAUUCGCUCCCGCAGAAGUAUGCUAAAGCGGGUCACACGAGAACACAGUGUUGAGGUUCUCCGUGCUCGAAAGCAGGUCAUAAAAAUGCUGAUCACCAUUGUCCUGGUGUUUCUGCUCUGCUGGGGGCCAAAGCUUUUAUUCUCAAUCUUCCAACGAAUCGGUUUUAACUGGAUCUACAACCACUGGGCCUAUACUUUAAAGAUCACAAUCAACCUAUUGCCGUUCAUCCACUCUUGUCUGAACCCUAUUAUCUAUGGCUUCAUGUCCAGAAGCUUCCGGUCAAGGAUGAAAAACGCCUGCAGAGCCUACACUUGCCACAAACCACGCAGAGGUGACCACUCGGACAAGAGGCAGCAGACUGUGGGAUCUGACCAUGAACUGGACGUACGCUCAACAAAUGGAACAGUUCACACGAAGUUGAGUCUGCGACACGUAAGCAGUAGCCGUUCGGACACAUGA